Molecule: messenger RNA, 2329 nt
Organism: Podarcis raffonei (Aeolian wall lizard)
Lineage: Eukaryota; Metazoa; Chordata; Lepidosauria; Squamata; Lacertidae
Product: Krueppel-like factor 5
Exons: 4
Coding region: 919-1812 (297 amino acids)
Biological process (GO): regulation of transcription by RNA polymerase II
Molecular function (GO): RNA polymerase II cis-regulatory region sequence-specific DNA binding; DNA-binding transcription factor activity, RNA polymerase II-specific
Source: RefSeq, a predicted model, not a curated record
CAGCAAGGUUGAACCUUUCUGCAAAAAGGCUUUUAUGAUUCCAAAAAGGAAAUCUUCCUCCGCUUGUCCAUAUUAAGAGUAUGCCAGUAAGGUUGAACCUUUCUGUAAAAAAGGGAUUUAAAUCUUAAAGGGUUUUAUUCUGUUUUUCAUCUGUCAGGAGCUGCCCAGAGUGGCUGGGGAAGCCCAGCCUGAUGGUCGGGGUAUAGAUAAUAUACUUGAAUAUUACCAUUAUUAUUAUUAUUAUUAAUUUCAGUAGUGGAAUGGUCCAAAUAGCCUGGGAACCACAAGAAUCGAGGCGAUUCAACCUGGAAAGACUGCACCAAACCUGCCCUGCUUUCUUUCUAUUUCUCCAACAAAAAAUAAAAAAUCCUUCUAUCUUGUGUUCCUUUAAAGAAGAGGGUUUCUGGCCCUCUCAUUGGCCGGAGUUGAGUGAGAUCCCUCCUGAUUGGCUGACAGAGGGAAAGAACUGCCCACUUUCAGACAGGUAAAUUUUUCUUGCCGCAGAUUGGGAUAUUCUUAAAGCUGCAGAUUAGAUGCUUCCGGGUGCCUGAUUCUCUGCAUCGUCAAAAAAACCUGGUUUUUCUUCUCGGAUUUGAGUUUUUUUGCAACUGCAAAGUGGGAAUUUUUCGUGCAACAAGAUUUGGGAUUCUUGAGACUGAGCAACUGGAUUCCUCAAGAUUAGGAAGAGGGCCUUAUUUUUGCAUUGUCCAAAAAACUUGCUUUUCUUCUUUGAUUUGAGUUUCACAACUCUGCAAAUUGGGAAUUUUUCGUGCAACAGAUUUGGGAUUCUUGCUCCAAAUUAUUAACCGGCCAGUCAGCUUUCCGAGGGGCCAAAUUGUCCCAAAAAUCUCAUUUUUUUUCUUGGAUUUGAGUUUUUCCUGCAACUCUGUCAACUAGAAGAAGGGCAGGGUGGGUAGGAUGAGCUGCGGCCCAGUUUCGAAACCCGCCAACAUGGAAGACACAGGUGUCUUCGAAGACAUCCAACCAACGGUACAAAUCUCAGAAAGUCAACAGGCUCUGGCCCAGGCCCCCUUCGAAAUGGACCAGUACCUCUCAGGACAUUUGCCCGCCACCCCCCUGGACAUCGGGCAGAAGUACCGCCGGGAAAGCGCCUCCGUGGUUGAUGAAUACUUCUCCGCAGAGAAGCCACCUUCCGCCCACCUUCGCACGGGCCUCUACCGGCCCCCCAAGCCCCUCACCCCCUUCACCCGGGUAAAAUCGGAACCCGGCACCUUCUUGGCCAGGCCCGGCCCAGCCGGGGCAUGGCAGACCCUCCCCGACUUUGGCAGCGCCUUCCACGUCUUCUCCAACCCGGGUCGGAUCUUGGGGUGCCUGUCCCUGGGCACCGGCCUGCCGCCGUCACCACCAAACUCACAGCCUGGCAGCCCGGAGGUUGCCGAGGGCAUCUCUCAAAGGCAGGACCAGGCUGCCUCGUCGGUGAAAGGACCCCUCCAGGGCCAAAUGCCAACGCUGCAUGGUGGAUUGCGGACCCUCGCCGUGCCGAUCCCCAAGUACAGCCAGAGGAACAACCCGGAGCUGGAGAAGAGAAGGGUCCAUCAUUGUGACUACUCCGGUUGCACAAAGGUUUACACCAAAAGUUCUCACCUGAAAGCACAUCAGAGGACUCACACAGGUGAGAAGCCAUAUCGGUGCACUUGGGACGGGUGUGAAUGGUGCUUCGCCCGAUCUGACGAGCUGACACGCCACUACCGGAAACACACGGGUGCCAAACCCUUUGGGUGCCUCGCCUGUGGGCGAUGUUUUUCCCGAUCGGACCACUUGGCACUGCACAUGAAAAGGCACCAGAACUAAAGAUGGAGGCCCCCAGCCAAAGAGCCGCAUUGUCCAUAUUAAGAGGAUGUCAGCAAGGCUGAACCUUUUUGUAAAAAAUGGGAUUUUAUUAUUCCAAAAAAGAAACCUUCCUCCGCUUGUCCAUAUUAAGAGGAUGCCAGCAACUCUGAACCUUUCUGUAAAAAAAGGGAUUUUAUUAUCCCCAAAAGGAAACUUUCUUUGGUGCUCAAACGCCCUGUAAGAGUGCCCCAUCUACUUGGUUUCCCCUCCGACCCAGUUUUGAUUUUGUUUUAUACAUUUUGAAUGUUUUGCUUAAAUACCAUCUGUCAUUGUGUUAAAUUUUGUGUUAAAUGCCAUCUGUUAAACAUCUUUAUCCCAUUUUCCUUUAUCGCCUCACAAGCUGCAAAUCUCCAACUCUCCAUCCAUAAUUUCCCCCAUGAUGAUAAUCGAAUCAUUUUACUACCGAUAUCCAUAGCCUAUUGGAUCAUUACCUCUUUUACAUCCCAUUGCAAUAAAAUUCCAUAUAUUUUAGAAAUCA